Messenger RNA from Syngnathoides biaculeatus (alligator pipefish), 10993 nucleotides. It is a transcript of the gene igf2bp2a, whose product is annotated as insulin-like growth factor 2 mRNA binding protein 2a. Lineage: Eukaryota; Metazoa; Chordata; Actinopteri; Syngnathiformes; Syngnathidae. Gene Ontology annotation, molecular function: mRNA 3'-UTR binding. Bases 830 to 2662 code for a protein of 610 amino acids. Gene Ontology annotation, cellular component: nucleus; cytoplasm; cytosol. The record is from RefSeq and is a predicted model, not a curated record. Gene Ontology annotation, biological process: regulation of gene expression; nervous system development. The transcript is spliced from 22 exons.
ACGAGUCCCGCCAUGCACUGCGACAAUUUGAACCAGCCCUAACCUGCCUUGACAGAUAUGUCAUUAGUGUUCAUUUAGUUCGUUUAACCAACCAGGCUUGAGAGGAUGAGGAGCCAUCCAUCACUCCUAAGAACGCUGCGAGCGCGCCAAGCUGGGCCAAGGAUCAAUGCUGAGUCACAUUGAAAAUCAACCGGCUUCAUCGACCGCUACGAAAGAGCACGACAAGCAUUUAUGGCAGAACUUUGUAUUUGAUCUCUCCCCUCAGCUGGCAAUGAAAAUAAAUGAGUGAGCAUACAUUAGUCCAGAUUCUUACAUCCCAAUGGGGCAACGAGAUGGAUCCAGUCCUCUUGAUAUUCAGAAGAUAAAUGGCGUUCUAUAUCUGCGAUGGCGUCCACACUCCAAGGCCAACGUGCUGCUUCUCGGCCAAAACGUGGAGAAUGCAGGUCAAUCUGCAGCUGUAGGAUGGCAGCGCCGCUCCACGGGGGGCGGGUGUGGGAGAGACCAUCUGAAAAGUCACGUGAAGAGGACCCCGAAGUGGGCGUGGACUGCCCGCCCAGCCCCCUUUUCAGCGUGCCGUACAGAAAGCGCUCACGACUUUCUCAGUCACAGCCGCGCCCCCCACCCCCGACCCCGACCCAACAUUACAGAAAGGCUCCACCUUGUGAACAUGCACACACCCACCGGGAAGCCACUCUUGCACUGCCAGUCUUUCAAUCAAAGCGACUCACAUGGUUGCACUAGUUGACACACAGCGGCAGCCACAGCCUCGCUUCAGGAUCUUUGGGAUUUAUUUCUCUGUCCCCCCCUCCACCCUUGCUCCUGUCAGAUCAUGAACAAACUAUAUGUCGGGAAUCUAAGUCCUUCGGUCACUGUGGAGGACUUGCAGCAGCUCUUCGGGGAGAGGAAGCUCCCCGCGGCCGAGCAGGUCCUCGUCAAAUCCGGCUAUGCCUUUGUGGACUUCCCCGACCAGAACGCGGCCGUGAAGGCUAUCGAGACUCUUUCGGGGAAAGCAGAAUUGCACGGAAAGGUGAUAGAGGUGGACUACUCUGUUCCCAAGAAGCUUAGGAGUCGGAAGAUUCAGAUCCGGAACAUUCCCCCUCAUCUACAGUGGGAAGAUUUCGACGGCCUGCUAGCUCGAUAUGGGACUGUAGAAAAUGUAGAACAAGUCAACACUGACACAGAAACAGCAGUGGUGAAUGUUACAUACGCAACCAAGGAGGAAGCUAAAGAAGCCAUUGAGAAGUUGACAGGGCAGCAGUGCGACGACUUCUCCUUCAGGGUGUCGUACAUCAUGGACUUGGAUGCCGCUCCGCCCGUCCAGGCCGCCCGAGGUCGACGCGGCGGCCGGUUGUCCCGGGACCAGGAAACACCCCAGCCCGGCCCCUCCGGAGGCUUCGGCGCCCCGCGGCCCCGCCAGCAACAGGAAUUUCCUCUGCGCAUGCUCGUUCCCACUCAGUUUGUGGGCGCCAUCAUCGGCAAGGAGGGCCUCACCAUCAAGAACGUCACCAAGCAGACGCAGUCGAAAGUGGACAUCCAUCGGAAGGAAAACGCCGGCGCGGCCGAGAAGCCGAUCACCAUCCACUCAUCCCCGGAGGGCUGCUCUUCAGCGUGCCGCAUGAUCCUGGACAUUAUGCAGAAGGAGGCCAACGAGACCAAGACGCCAGAGGAGAUCCCCCUAAAACUCCUGGCCCACAACAGCCUGGUGGGCCGCCUCAUUGGCAAGGAGGGCCGCAACUUGAAGAAGAUCGAGGAGGAGACAGGGACCAAAAUAACCAUCUCCUCGUUACAAGACUUAACUAUUUACAACCCAGAAAGGACCAUCACAGUGAAGGGAAUCUUGGAAGCGCUUUGUAAAGCAGAGGCGGAGAUCAUGAAGAAACUGCGGGAGGCCUACGAGAACGACGUCGCUGCUAUUAAUCAACAGGCCAACCUUAUCCCCGGCCUGAACCUCAACGCUCUGGGCAUCUUCUCCUCUGGUCUGCCGGUGCUGCCGCCAGCCGCUGGACCUCGCAGUUCGGUCCCCCCUGUGGCACAAGGAGGAUACAACCCAUUCUUAAGUCACUCUUCACAUCUCAGUGGCCUGUACGGGGUUCCUCCAGCGAGUGCCGUCCCCCACCAGCACUCAGCUCCAGAACAGGAGGUUGUCUACCUCUUUAUUCCAACUCAGGCAGUGGGAGCUCUCAUCGGCAAAAAAGGCCAGCACAUCAAGCAGCUCGCCCACUUUGCAGGCGCCUCAAUCAAGAUUGCGCCAGCUGACAGCCCCGACGUCACCGAGAGGAUGGUGAUCAUUACCGGGACGCCAGAGGCUCAAUUUAAGGCCCAGGGUCGGAUAUUUGGGAAGCUGAAAGAGGAGAACUUCUUCUCUGGGAAGGAGGAAGUCAAACUGGAGACCCACAUAAAGGUUCCUUCUACUGCAGCCGGACGGGUCAUCGGGAAAGGCGGGAAGACGGUGAACGAGCUUCAGAACCUUACGAGCGCAGAGGUCAUCGUACCGCGGGACCAAACUCCAGAUGAGAACGACGAAGUGUUUGUGAAGAUCAGUGGCCAUUUCUUCGCCAGUCAGACUGCACAGAGGAAGAUCCGGGAGAUCAUUCAGCAGGUCAAACAGCAGGAACACAAACACCAGCGAGGCGCCGCCAGUUCACCACAACACUCCAAGUGACCAGCGGCCAAUGAAGGUAACCCUCCCCAAAACGGACAAAGACCUCUAGUCAGACAACGGCCGCGGCCCGAGAGGGAACGCGCAGGGCAGACCAGCAGCGGCGGGAUCAAAAAAAUAACCAAAGAACUUUCAUCGAGGAGGGGAAGCGAGUGAGAGCCAAAGGCGGUGAGCGUCGUUCACGUGCGCUGCCAGCCCUGCGACAGCACACGCAGCAGGAUACUGAUAUCGCAAGAACAACAACAAAAGGCGGAGAAGCGUCGUCUUCACACGGUAAAACAGGAACUAGCACGUCACCCUGCGUAUUUGUUCUCUUUAGUUGGAUUAACGUACUGUAGGCCUAACACGGAUAAAGCGACUGUAUUAACGACACAAUUAAAACAAGAUGGAGAUGAACUAUCCUUAGCAGUAUUAACACAGGGUAGACGACUUUAUUGACAUUUACAAGAGCGACCACAUUGAGCAGUUCCCCAACUUUGGAAAAAGAAAAAAAAAUCUAAAAGUACAAGCCCUAUUUGGAAAUAUGGUGAUUUUUUUUUUUUUUUUUUUUUUUUAAAGAAGCCUCUGCGCGAACGUUUGUGAGUGUGUGCGUGUGCCAAUGCUUCUCAUCAAUCUUUUUUUUUUCCUCCCGCCCUUUUCAUCCUCAUCAGUCAAAUACUGUAUGUUAUUUGGGGAGGAUCAAGAAUAUUUGAACGUGUGAGAUCCCCACCUCGCCUGUUAUGUACAGUACAUAAAUGCAUUUCCAUAAAUUAAAAUAUGGUAGUAAACUUUCUGUAGAUGGAUUGAAAAAGUGAAACUCGUACAUUGGACAGAUUGAUUUCAUAGGAAAAUGCUUUUCUGAAGGCAGAUCCCGAACGGAUUCAUUUAGAGCUCGUGCAUGUGACGUCACCAUUUUCACGGCGCCAUAUUGCAGGUCAAAAAGCUGCUCGACAUUGUGGGCGACAUUGAACCGGAGCAGAAUAUUGACAAUACCCAACACCUGUUGUGCUGUUGGUUGUCACAACAGACGAGACAGAUAUUCAAAGAGAUCAUUCUAUGGAACACCAGCUGAAAAGACCAGAAAAUAUUGAUUGAUUUCGGCAAUUAAACGUGAUGGAUACUGCCUAAACAAAAUGCACACAUGCCUGUGUAGCAAUCACUUCAUUUCAGGUAGGAAUUAUUCUUCUCAAUCUCAAAUUACCAAAAAGUAUUUGUAAUGCCAAGUUGGCUCAUUUGAGAAUAAUACAUAUUUAAAAAAAAAUCGCAUGUCGCAAAGGUUGACGGAGGUUAAGUGGGGCCACAAUCGCUUCCAUGUACGUUCCGUGGAAACGACUCCGUCCUCUUUUUUUUUUUUCAUUCAUAGUUAAUAAAUGUGAGUUUGCGUAAAACCAGGGGUCAUUUAUUUAAAUAUUCGUAUUUGUAUUGAAUACUAGCUGAAAAGAUUGAUGGAUCCCGGCAAAGGUUAACGUGUCGCCGAACACGCUUCCGCAUUCACGAGCCGUCAACCAUCGUCUUUUUUUCAAUCAUAGUUAAUGAAUGCGAGUUUGUGUAAAACCAGGGGUCGUUUAUUUGAAUAUUGGUGUGGCGACCCCUAACGGGACAAGCCAAAAUGAAAAAAAGAAAGUAUUGAAUAUUAGGUGAAAAGAUCGAUGGAUUCUAGCAAAUGUUAACGUGUUCGCCGAACACGCUUCCGCGCUCACAAGCCGUCAAAACCAUCACUAUGUGGGAUUUAUUCCUGAUUGAGAACAAAUCCAGCAACAAAGUAUUCGUACGCGUCCAGACUAAUGUACGCUUUCAAACUUUUCUGUGUAAAUCUCGACGACUGACUCACCUGAUCCGUGUGUAUAUCCAGUUGUCUGAAACAAGCGGAAGUGAAUUAACAGUCCAAUUUCUUAUCGGUGAAAACAUCGAUUUCAGCAUUAAAUACGGGUCCUCUUCGCCGAGUUUAUCUCAUUUUUCCACGUACCGUCGUUCAUUUUCACCUUCUAAAUGUCUGACGGUGUCAGACAAGACUCUGGGACAUAUUUCUGUGUCGUCUCCAACCGACUUAUCAUUGACCAAUGCUUAGCUUGACUGGCAAUAUGGCGAGGUAAACAAAAGUCAUGUGAUUUUAUGACGUAGGUGCACGAGCUCUGUAUUAAAAAUAAUUGUGAUCAUUUGAUUCUAUUUUCUUGGGAUGGUAAUUCUGGAGUUUUUGCUAGCUUUCAGCGAUAAUCAUGAAAAAUCAAAAAUAAAAGCAGGCUAUAUUUCACUCUUUGUGUAGUGAAUCUAUAUAGUAUACCGUGCGGUACGUUUCACUUUUUCAAUUUAACUACCGAACUGAAGCUUUCCACAAUAUUCUAAUUUAUUGAGAUGCAUAUGUAUGCGCAACAGUUUGAUAACGACAACUUUCGUGGUCCUAAUGAUAGACCAAAAAAAUGGACUAAUAUUAAGUCCCACUAGUCAGUAGAACCUUUUCAUGUGAUGUCACUUCCGCUACCCAAUUUCUUACGUCGUAAGACAUAAAUAAAUGAUUAGCAAUCGAGCUAGCGAUCGGCUACUUUUCCUUGAUUAACUCUCUGGAAAAUAAAAGUAAUGUUCACAUUGAAUUUUCAAAAUUCUUUAUUAAUUGAUUAUCAUUUCACAACAUCUGCGUUUUCCACCGUGACGUGUAUGCACUCACAGCUGACAACGAGGCGCUCUAAAGCAGCCACGCUAGCCUUGCAGCCCCCCGGUCCACACGCCGGCUUGCUUUCCGUUGUUCGAAAUGUAAAUGUCAUAAUACGUGAGCAAAUGCAGCACACGAGCGAACGCGACGCUAAAUCUAGGGAGCGGCGUGACAUCACAGCAAAAUGUUUCUGGGUAUUUGAAUGUGCGCACACUCGGCCUUAAGGGUGUUGUUGUGUGAGGAUGACUGUGUAGUUUUUUUUUUUUUUGCAUGGAGGCAAAUGUGAAGGCAGGGGCGGCGCACGUGUGCCCCCCUCAAUGGCACAACGUUAGCGGGCUGGUUUUAACCCUCUCAGGGGUCUGGGAAGCUUUGUUUAAAAAAAAAAAAAAAAGAAGAAAAAAAGGGUGGAGCGUGACAGCUGUGAAUGUAUCAAACGCAGCCUUUUGAUUUUUUUUUUUCCACUUUAAAUCUUAAACAAAGAUAACAAAGCAGCCCUCGCCUUGUCCAGCAGGCCAGACAUUGAUUGUCACUCUUGAGUUUUAUGUCCGAUGCUGGCCAUGCGGGUCCCUCAAAAGCCUUAUUUUAUCACUCUACAUCGCAAAGGUUAUUGCCACACCUUCCUCCAUGUGUGCGUGUGUCUGUGCGCGUGUGUAAAUAUAUAUAUAUUAAAAAAAAGAGUAAUAUUUAUGAAUCUAUUUUUUCCUAUUUUGUGAUGAGAGCUAUUGAUAUGAAACAAAAGAAAAGUCCUGUUCUUUUUUUUUUUUUUUUUUGGGCCCUCAGUGGGACACUGCCAUAUUGUUUUGAAGGGAAGUGUUUAUUUUCUUGAAAAUGAAUAUAAGGAGAAAAAGCUGAAAAAAAAUAUGGGAGAACAGUUAAAAAAAAAAAUGAACCACCGCAGGAUGUAAACAGCGCGCAUGUCAGUAUUGUGAUCUACCUCAGGCUUCAGGGUACCUCAGUCCAAUCUUUCAUUUCCCCUCAAUCCCCCCCCAACCCACAUUUUGUAUGCCUUGUUAACUGAUCAUUUUGAUCCCUUUUCUUUUUUUUAAUGAAUUUACAAAACGAGCAAAAAAAAAAAAACAACAAAAAAAACGCAAGAAAAAACCCGACGAGCCAUCUCCUGUCACGCGUAGUCAUUGUCGUGUGACUUCUUUGCUGACGCGUGAGUUCCAAAAUGGUUUGCGUAAGAAGAUAAUUGUGGAACGGGGGUCCGAUCGGCGAUGUCGUGUACUGAUUACAUCGAUAACAUCGUUGCUGGAAAAUGAAAAAAAAAAAAAAGAUGGGGGAAGAAAACAAAUGCAAAUCCGACGACAGAAACUUUAACCAACUGUACCUCCUAAGAAUAAAACAAAAAGUUGAGGAAAUUCGUGUUGGGUUGAUUAUACGAGCCAUCCACCUUCGUGGACCAUCGGAAAGCCCGGUCUAAUUCCACUUUAACUGAUACCACGUUUCUAAGGAAUCCGCAUUUGUGGGAUGAGCAGCGCAACUGGAUCUACUCGUUCUCGAUGGCGCUUGUCCUCCCUCAUUCGGGUUGUUGAUGAUGUUGAUGUUGAGCUAAACUUGCCACCAUUUCUCCUGUUCAAAACGUGUAUAAAUAACCAAAUGCGGGGGCAAUUAUGAGAUAUGAUCAUGUGAUUAUGAGGGUUUACCACAGAGAACAUGAGAGAUAGAGACCACACAAAAAAAGUCUGUCUCAUGCUUACUAAAUUCCCAAAUAGCAGCCAAAAUACCGUAAUUUCCGGCCUAUAGAGGGCAGAUUAUAAACCUCACCCAGUACAUUUGCAAAGGAAAUACUAUUUGGUACAUACGUAGGCCCUGCAACUGUGUAAAAGCCCCAAGUGCCCACAAUGAAACACAAGAUAUUUAUAAAGUAAAGAAAGAUGGUACACAGUAAGAGUUUUCAAAGUUUUAAUACCUUAGGUUAUCUUAACAUAGCAACAACACAGUAGCACGAACAGGGUUGGUAAAAAAACAAAAACAUACCGGUAAAAAAAAAAAACAGCUACGGCAGAUACACAGAAGCAACGCGCAAGCGUGGCGCUAACAGGGCCGGUUAAAAAAAACAUACUGGUAAAAAUCACUCAGACACGGCACUAACACAGCAGCAACACGCUAGCGCAGCAGUAACACUAGCGCGGCGCUAACAGGGCCGGUAAAAAAAAAAACAUACCUAAUUCGCUGAGCUGCAGCAGUAACACAGCAGCAACACGCUACCACAGCACUAACAGGGCCGGUUAAAAAAAAAAAACAUACCUAAAUCACUGAGACGCAGCAGUAACACAGCAGCAACACGCUAGCGUGGUGCUAGCGUAGCACUAACGCUACCGAGUUGCUAACGCCAGCGUGGCGCUAACAGGGCCGGUUAAAGAAAAACAUACCAUUAAAAAUCACUGAGACACGGCAGCUACACAGCAGCAACAUGCUAGCACAGCGCUAACAGAGCUGGUUAAAAAAAACAUACCUGUAAAAGUCACUUCCUCUGCACUUAUAUUCCACCGGUCUCACUCUUACCUUUUCUGCUCGAGUGCCCAAUUGUGGCCGUUAGGGAAAAAAAAACACAAAUUAGUUGCAUCACCGCAUAAACUGCAGGGUUCAAAGCGUGUGAAAAAAGUCGCGUUUUAUGGGCCGGAAAUUACGGUAAUACCAAAUGCAGUUGUCGGUAUUUCUGUAUCAUAAUAGUACCUUACACCAUUCAAACUGUUACUGUUGCACUGUAUCCUUCGUUUCCUCGUCUUGAAGAAAAACUAUUGACUUACCUAAAGGGAGCUGAUUUAACGUGGUGCAGUGUUUGAAGUGUCCCGCUAAGUCUUAAAUGAAGCUAAAACGUGUAUUUUGGGAAUGUGGGAGGAGCUGAGAGGGGAGCCCACAAGCUGAGAAGUGUGAGACAGCGCUGCUGACUUCCUCAACCCCUUAAACCCCGUCCAGGUUUAAUAUAAUCGAAAAUUUUAAGUCCAGAGUAUCAUUUUAUGAAAGGAUCAGAUUUUCUCUCGACAAAAUUUUAUUUGGUUCAGAGAGGGUUAAAAGGGAAUUAAACGGGCUUUCCAACGACACUAGCGGCAUUAUUGCAACCGAUAAAUAAUAGACCCGACCCAAUUUUCCCAAUUUUUUCUUUUUUUUUUUCCCCCCUCCAAGGAGGGGGGAAAAAAAAUUGACCUGUGAAAAGGAAUUUUGUAACACACCAACUGUGUAAUUCUCCGUUGGGGAUUUUCAUUUUAUUAUUAUUUUUUUUAAAAGACGAAAAGAAACACAGAGCUGCAAAAAUACACUGACUCUUGAAAACAAAAAAAAAAUGUGUAGAAUGUAGAACUUUUAGCUGGUGACACUAGUGGACGUGAGAUGACGGAAGCGUAAAAACGUGUACAAAACGCAUCUCGCGCAAAAGGCAUAUCCUGUUUCCUGUUGUGACCCGGGCGUCACCGCCGUUUUGCCCUCAUCCGUUUUUUGUUUUUGUUUUUAAUUUUGUGCUGUGUUUAUUUGAGAAUUACCUCUCAGAAUCAAAGGCUGACCUAUCUUGACCUUUCUUUCUUUCUUUCUUUCCUUUUUUUUUUUUUUUUAACCCCGAUGAUGUCGGAGUCCCGGUGAACACACGCAUAGUAACAGUAACCUCACACGCAAAAGCCCGAGGCCGCUCCUCGGAGCCAGCCUCCCUGCCUCCUUCUCCCCCAUCUUAGCUGCUGAGCGCGGCACCCCCGGCCCCUCACCCGAGGGUGCUCCGCUAUCUGCGAGUUGACCUUUUACUUGACGGUCUGUUUUUUUUUUGUUUUGUUUUUUCUGCCAUCCGCUCUUUGGGACGCUUUUAAGCGCAGCGUUGGUUCCCUCUCCGAGGUCCGACCUUGUUGCGAGGCGACGCGCUUCCUUUAGCGAGGAUUUGCGGUGUUUUCUAAGGUUUUUGGGGGGUGUUGCUAGAUUUUAAUAUUCAGUACCUGAAAACAACACUUAACACACAUCACUGAGGAUGUACUAUUAGCGAUGUUUUAGUCAUAUCACAACAGUGGUUGGAUAGAUGUUGUUUCCUUGUUUUUUUUUGUCUUCUGUCAAUCCGGUUUUCUCGUCACCGACACUGUUUUGGAUGAUUCUUAGCUUUAAGUUUCAUUUCGGUUUAGACUGCUGCCGACACUCAGCAGCGCCGCCGUGGGUUCAGACCGCGCGAGUCGACGUUGGAGUCGCAAAACGGCAAAGGGCACUCCGUUGAACGCGGACCUCCGCCAUGGUCGAAACAGUAAUUCGCGUCAUUAUUAAGACCCCCCGCACCCUAAAAAAAAACAUUAUUAUAGACUUCUGCAAAGAAUUAUCGUCUUCCUAAAUUCAAAGGAGUGUUCUUGCCACACUGAAGAGAGAAAAUGAUAAUAAAAGAAUACAAAAAUAACUUAUGUAAAAGGAGAAUUAAGGCCAAACUAAAAAUAAAAAAAAGAUGACUAGAUGACUUACUAAAUUACAAAAUAAAGUUGUAAUUUUACAAGUCGUAAUACUAAAUAAAUAUAAGUUGUAAUACGCGAUUGAAGGCGAUUUAUGGUCAUACAAGAAAAGAGAUUAAAGCAAUUGAAUUAUGAGGAUCAGCUGGAUGUUAUGUGACAAAAUCCUAUUAAUUUUAUGUGAAUUUUAAGACAAUGAGAAUAAUAUUGUAAUUUUAGGAGAAAACAAUUUAAAAUGCUACAAAAAGAAAGAUAUUUCAUGACAAUUAGGGGCAUAGUCAAUAGACAAACCACUGCUGUUAAAGUAGUAUAACAAGAAGGCCGUUAUUUUCCUUACGGUUCCCCUCGGAGGGGCGUUAUGACUAUGAAACCAUAAAAAUCUUGAACCGCCUCAUCAAAUUUACAUAUGAAACUUAUGAACUCGUUUUGGAAUCAGAAAUCGAGAGUAAUGGGUUUUUCAACUGUUGACACACUGUGGCGACCCCUAACGGGACAAGCCGAAAGAAAGUUGUUUUUUUUUUGUUCGGUAACAUACCUCAAAAUAAAUAUCUCAACAUUAUCAUUUAUGAUAUGACGAUUUGAAAUUUUGGUACAGAUUUGAACCAAAAAAAAAUCAUGAAAGUUGAUACAUAUGAUUUGCCCUCGCGGGCCACAUAAAAUCAUGCAGCGGGCUGGAUCUGCCCCCGGGGCCCUUGGGUUUGACACCCGUGUCGUAUCAUAAUGCGGAGAAAAAAAUUGAAUAAAGAAAAAACAACUUUCACAAGACACGAAAAAAAAAUAAGAAUUGAGGCUGCAAAAGAAGUACUUUGGAGCAGACUGAAGAGAAAAAAGCAAUACAAUAAUAGCAAUUAAAUUGAAAUAGUUCAAUAAUAUAUAUAUAUAGUGUUUGUAGACCAAAAUGUCAUAAUAUACAUAAUAAAAAAAAACAAUUAUGAGCUCAACGUUUGAUUACAAGAAUUAACAGAAAUUUACUGUCAAACUAAACACUAAAUAAAGACAAUGAGCUUUGAUGUAUUUCCUCAUAACUUUGCUUUUAGGAAAGUCAAAUGCAAACGCACAAUGCAAAAUGCCAUAGGUGGGCUAACUAAGUCAACAUCAAUGUCACGGUAGUUAUAAAUCUUCACAAAUCACAAAAUGAAUUAAACUCAUAACAACUCAUAAGCGAGGAUACAAACGCAUUACGAUUCUUUUGCUAUAUAAUUAUCGAUUUUUCUCUUCAGUGUGGCCUUAAUAGUGGUUGGUGUCCAUUUUUUUUUUUUUUUUUUUGUAUGUGCGUAUAAACCCAGUGACUGACAAAGA